GCACGAAAAGCGCCUGCAUGCGACGCCCGCGGAAAGCGGGGUGUGAACGGGUGUGAGGUGUGAGGUGACAGAUGCUCCGAUGCUCCGAAGUGCGGUUGUGUGCAACGUUCCACUGCGUCUGACAUAAGCAGUCGCGUGUGAUGUUCUAAGCUGGUGCGCCAGUCGCCAGUCUUGGCCAGUCUUACCGUUCGGGCCCAGCCGACACUCCUACGCAUCCGAUCCACCAUGGCAGCAAGUGCACUCGAGGAAAAAAUUAAUAAGAUAAGGCAACAGAAUGAGGAAAUUAGAAGAAGACAUGAGGAAGUGGAGGAAGACAAGAAGAAUGCAGCUAAACUGAAUGCACUGGUGCAAAUGGUACCAUCUACAGACUGGCCAGAAAGGAAAGAGCCACCAGAAUUUUCUAGCCCACCUAAAACGAGUAAUAAGUCGAAACCUGCCAAGGAACAUCAUGAAUAUCCCCAGCAAUAUCAAUCUGCAAGUGGUGAAGGACGAAAAGGUCACACCUUUGCUCAGGGACAAGGGCCUCCACCUGAUCCUAAGUAUAACUUUCUCGCUGAUGCCGAGAGAGAAGAGGGCGAAAGAGAGAACACGAAGGACAACUCGAACAGAGGACAAAAAUAUUCGAGGGGCAUGUUUAGGAGGAAAUCAGGGGGAAAAGAUGGAAUGCAAAGAGAUUAUAGAACGAACAGAGGAUCACACAGAGAUGACCAUCAGCCAGAGUACGAAGCUUGGAGAGCUGAGAGAAAUCGUAUUGACGAAGAUCGUAUUAGUAGGCAGAGAACUGCGGAGGGUAAUUGGCGUAGAGAAUGGGAUAACGAUAAGAUGCAAUUGCAGGCGCAUAUUGCGGAUGAUGUGGCGAGAUCUGAGGCUAAAUUAGGAGAGUAUGUAAAAAAGGACUAUAAAGAUUUUGAUAGAAGAUACCACGUUAAUGGAAAUGAUUAUGCAAACUAUAAUCGUAGUGGUCAUCGGACCUAUCGGGGAAAUUCGAGACAUUUUCAUAAUAAUUAUGAAAAUAAUUCCAACAACGCGUAUCAUCAGGACGGUCACGUUAAAAAUCUUUCCGGCUCUGAAAAGAGAACCAUUGUUGCUACCGAUAAAAGCAUAAAAGUCACAGUGAAUCAAGGAAAUAUGACAAAAGGUCCAGUCAUGAGUGUCAAAGUAAACUCGCCAAGUAUCGCCGGAACCGGACGGGUCGGGCCGCGACAAAGAAGUCGCGUAACGUACAGCAGUCAUUCGGAUAUUGAAGUGACUUCCCCUGAUACCGAGAUCUUUUCACGUCCAAAGUUGUAUGAAGACCGAACUAAGGGCAUCUGUCAUGAAAAUCUACACAAAUCCUCUAAUUCACGAAAAUCGCAGCUUCCACCAAAAAAGAAGGACUUUAGCAAUAAAUCUCCCUAUUUUCGUAAAAAAGAGAUUAGAAGAGAAGACGAGAAUCUGCAGAAAUAUCAGGAAACGGAAUUACCAGGAAAAGAACAUAAGCAGCUACAAAAGUUUGAAGCUCAAAAGCUUGAGGAGAACACUGCAGAGUCGUUGCCAGGUGAGCAGAUUGUGAUGACUACGAAUGAAAAAGAAAGCAAUAUAAUUUCUUCUGGAGAAUCUGAUAUCAAUAAUAUAGAAAUAAAAAUUGUGAAUAAUCACAAUGACAAUUUGAAUAUGCAAACAAAUGAAAAAAGUCAAAUUGAUGCUGACCAAGAAGAUGAGCUUGUUUUGCAAACUUUAGAUUUACCCGCGUCUGAAAUUGAUACAGAGAUUGAACUUUGUAAAAAAAAUGAAAUAAUGGAAGAUAAAUUAGAUGAAUUGCCGAAUGUUCAAGCAGCAGUGACAUCCGAAACUACAUCAAAUUUAACCAUAUUAUCAAUAGAAGACGAUAUUGAUAAAGGUGAGACAAAAUAUGUGGAAAACUCAUCAUGUGAUGCUAAUGAAGAUACUAAGAAAACGGAAAAUAAAGACGAUAAUAACUUGGAGCAAAUUAAAGAAGUCUUAAGCGAUAACUGUGAUAAUAAACAAACUAAAGAUACGAGCGAGCAAGAGAACAACAUUAAACAUGAUACAAAAAGUUCUCCAGAAGAAAAAGAAAUAAACAGUGUUACAAUUUCAUUUUCAGCUGAUGUACAUUAUACAACAGAACAAAGUGAUAAACUGAAAAGCGAAAACACACCUUUAAAAGAAAAAGAAGAAUUAGCCAUGGAAGAUAAAGUUGCUAUUGCAGAUGAAAAAAUUAACACCGGUGACAAACAAAAAGAUACGACAAAAUGCGUCAAUGAAAUUGAAAAAUGCACAGAUAAUGUUGAGAAAGAGGAUAGCGUUGCAAAUAGUACUAUAGUCGAUAAGGUAGAAUCUUUAAAAGAAGAUUUACACGUAGAAGAAAAAGAGGCAGCUCCGAGUAACUGAGAAAAGAACUGAGAAAAGAAAAAAAGGAAGUAAAAAUGUACGAAAUAUUACGAUGUAACUGUAAGUUACCGAAUAACGUGUGAUAGGCAAAGCUUUUAUAAAAUAUUUGUUGAAAUGCGUGAUAUAUAUUUCAAAAGUUAAUUUUUAUGGCGAUAUACGAGUUAAUGAGAAAAAAUCAAGUUAUUCAAAUAGUUCCCAAUAAAUUCUUAUUUUUGGAACAAACAUUCGAGAAUGUUACGUGGAUUGACUGCAAGUCCGCUGAGUGAUAAUAUCGUAAUUCUAUUUUUUUGUUUUAGAAUUUUAUAUCUAUAUAUAGAUAGAUACUCUGUUAUAUCAUGUUUCAUUUUAGGUAUUUCUCCAAUUCUCUUAACAUUGCUCUAAAGUUCAAGUACUGUAGAAAUGCUAUAUAUAGCAUUAAAAAAAGUAUAUGUGUGUGUGUAUGUAUAUAUAUAUAUAUAUAUAUAUAUAUAUAUAUAUAUAUAUAUAUAUAGCACAAUUUUACGUUAAGAGAAACGCAGCGCUUUUAUAACAAUAGAAAAAGAAUAGUAAAACAACAGUUAAUGCGUAUGAUAUCUCCGAAUUUUUAUAUAUGCAACCCAAAAGAAAAAAAUUCACUAUUGUCUCCUUCAAGCGACAAUCAAAGAAUAUUUUGGCACAAGCAAUAAAGAGAAUGGGAUGUUUCAGAUCAAGAACACAACUAAUGAAAUUAAGAAAUUUUAACUAGAUUUAACAAUGAUUAUUACCUAAUAUUAGAACAAACGCAACUUUUACUAAUUGACAAUGUUAUUUGACUUUAUAAUUUAUAUAUCUAUAUAUAUACAUAUAUAUAUUUAUUUAUAUUGCAUUAAUGUUUUUUAAUAUUUUUGUUUCUUUUGUUGCUUGUAAGAUUCGUUGACAGAUUAUUAGAUAAUUCCUGGAGGCUCAUGCAACUGAAAUCACAUUUGAAUUGCUUGAGUUGAACUUCUUGGAAUAAAAUCAUGAUAGAAUACACGCACAUAUCUCGAUUAUUAAUUUUUUAUAUUUCGUGGAUCAUGUUAGAGAUAAUAAUUAGACUUCUCAAUGAUGAUAAACACAUAUGUGAAACUUUAGGAUUUUCAAGAACGCUUUUGAAACUGAAUUCCGUUACCCAAUAUGUAAACCUUUUUUUAUUCUCAUUGUUAAGAUUUAUUCUCUUUGUGACGCUGCCAUAUCUACAAUGUUCUGAAAUUUCAAGCCUCCGUAAUUCUGUUACUUUCAAUCAUUUGAGAUUAUUCUAAUAUGAAAAAUAGUAAUAAAGCAUUGUUAAUAAAUCUAAUUAUCUAUGUA
Molecule: messenger RNA, 3696 nt
Organism: Solenopsis invicta (red fire ant)
Lineage: Eukaryota; Metazoa; Arthropoda; Insecta; Hymenoptera; Formicidae
Exons: 8
Coding region: 226-2391 (721 amino acids)
Source: RefSeq, a predicted model, not a curated record